This is a messenger RNA of Cordyceps militaris CM01, 858 nucleotides long. Its product is annotated as Mitochondrial 18kDa protein. The record is from RefSeq and is a predicted model, not a curated record. NCBI's taxonomy places the organism in Eukaryota, Fungi, Ascomycota, Sordariomycetes, Hypocreales, Cordycipitaceae. The transcript has 2 exons. The coding region runs from base 1 to 858 and encodes 285 amino acids. Gene Ontology annotation, biological process: mitochondrial fission. Gene Ontology annotation, cellular component: mitochondrion.
AUGCCUUGGUGGGGGAAAUCGGAAGCGCCCAAAGACGCGCAGCCGUCCAGCGCCAACUCCAGCGCCAACUCCAGCGCCAGCUCCAGCACCGAGGUUGACAAGCUACCACCCAGAGAGAAGCUGCCCGCCAAGCUGCAAAAGAUCGUCGACAGGGCCAAUGCAGACAAUAGCAGCUUCUUCGACGAUGUCAAGGAUGGAAAUGGCCCGGAUUCUACGGAGACCAACCUCCGAUAUGCAGCCUACGCAACUCGUCUGCGAACGAUUAUGCUCUCUGCGCAUCGAUAUGUAGCCUACACCUCCGAUAUUGGCGAAUCAUUCCGGCCCGUAGCUCACCCCAAGGUGGUGCGUGCCGCGUACGGGAUCUCGUGGCUAUACCUCAUCGGCGAUGUCAGCCACGAGGGUUACCGCGCAUACAUCCACAAUCAGAGAAUUCUCAACCCUCAGUUAGAGCUUACCGCUCACCAGCAAAAGAUUACCGGGCUUCCCGCAACGGAAACCAAGCAGCUGGCGGCAGGUGUGAUACCGCCGCUUGAGGACUACAGGACAGUCAUGGUGCAGCGAGGCAUCUUCCAAGCCCUCGCCAGUAUGGGGCUGCCAGCCUUCACCAUCCACAGUGUUGUCCGUUACUCUGGGCGGGCGCUGAAGAAUGUCAAGAACGUGACACUGCGCACCUGGACGCCUAUUGGGCUGGGUCUGGCUGUCGUUCCAUUUUUACCGGCCAUGUUUGAUGAGCCUGUAGAGCAUGCUGUCGAAUAUGUCUUUCACAAAGGUUUCGAAGCUGUCGGGGGCAGACAGGCAGUAGGUAAUGCGCCUGUAACAGGAAGAGAAGCUGAGCUUGGAAAGGUCAAGAAAGAAUAA